Messenger RNA from Colletotrichum orchidophilum, 1446 nucleotides. RefSeq lists its product as uncharacterized. Lineage: Eukaryota; Fungi; Ascomycota; Sordariomycetes; Glomerellales; Glomerellaceae. The record is from RefSeq and is a predicted model, not a curated record. The transcript is spliced from 2 exons. Bases 1 to 1446 code for a protein of 481 amino acids.
AUGUCAAAUCCGGCGCCGGUCCAGUUAAGCCACGGAGACACCUCCGAGACGGUACGCAUCGUCAUCAACAAUGGCGGCGAGAACGGCAACGUGGCCUUUGAGGGCGAUGCUUCAAGUGGUGCUGGAUGGACGACCACAUUGAUGGAUCCAACGAGGUCAACCACGGGCCCAGAACAGAGAAAAGUCAUGUUCAACACCACUUCUUUUAGCUCGCACGGCGACGGAUCAUACGUCAUCACGGUAGACAGUGCAACUCACACCAUCAGGUUCAAGCUUGCCGACGGCGUCCAGCUCAGCAAAGCUACUUGGAAAGCAAAAUCAACAAGCGGGAAUGAAACGGUCAUUUCGACGGUAUCCGCAAGCCAGGAGAAUCCGGGAGUAGGCUCUGGGAUGACGACCUUUGCGGGGGCCUUACCAACAGCGGCGGCUUCUGGUGUAAGGCGUCAAGAGUCCAAUGCAAUGACCCUCAAUAACGAUAAUCUUGUCAUGCCGAUCAAUGCUCAGGAGAUGUCAAUCUAUGCGAACUAUACUAUGUAUAUUGAGCUUCAGUGGAUAUCGGAAACCAAAUCCGGCACGACGACGAGUGGGGCUUUCGCCGUCUUCACGGGAGCCUAUCCAUCUGAAGAGUACAACCAGACAGUCGGAAGACUCGCGGACAAACGCGGUAGCAGUGCCACCGAGGCUUCUGGCAGUGAAGAUGAGAGUGACUCGACGUCAACGCUGCCAACGUCCGUCAUUCAGGCAACAGCCACCUCUACGGCCUCUCUCAACCCAAAUGCAUCGCAAACAACCAUCAGCGGCGGUUCCAGUAGCAGCAGCGGUAGCGGAGGGAGCGGAGGCCUUGCGCCCGGUGCCAUCGCCGGCAUCGUUAUCGGCACCGUGCUCGGGCUCGCCCUCAUUGCAUUCCUGUUGUGGUUCCUCCUGCGCCGUCGCCGCCGCCGCGCAGACCACGUCUCGGACGGCGUGUACGGCCCCGGACACAACCCCCACGGGUACCUCGCCGACAAAGAGACCCAUGCCCGCGUGACCGAAUCGCCGCGCUCCCCAUACACUGACGACGGACAGCACCAGCAUCGCUUUCACCAGCCGCAGCAACCCCAGGAACAGCACCACCUCGCGCGGGAAUUCCAUCAAGACGAUCAUGGUCGCGAUGACGCCCUUGAGGCAGGCGGCGCGGUCCCCGCCUCGGCCGUUAGCGCCACGGAACACCACCAGCGUCCCUUUGCGCCGUACAGCGAGGAGCACACGUCCAUGGCCUCGCGAUCCGCCGAGGACAUGACCCGCAGUGGCGGCGGCGGUCCGCGCUCCUCGACGCCCAACGUCAACUCCAACGUCGCGCAUCUGAUUGAGGACGGUAUGACGGAGGACGAGAUCCGGAGGCUGGAGGAGGAAGAGAGGGCGUUGGACGCGGCGAUUGAGCAGGCCGGGCCGCGUCGGAAGCCGUAG